This is a messenger RNA of Trichoderma atroviride IMI 206040, 963 nucleotides long. RefSeq lists its product as uncharacterized. The record is from RefSeq and is a predicted model, not a curated record. Lineage: Eukaryota; Fungi; Ascomycota; Sordariomycetes; Hypocreales; Hypocreaceae.
AUGAAUCUCUUUGGGAGAGACAUGUCUUCAAUUCUAUUGCAUAAUUUUGCCGCAUCACCGUUCGGUGAAAAGGUGCGCCUCAUGCUCGGACUGAAACACCUGACGUGGCAAUCUGUGGACGCAGAACUUAUCAUGCCAAAGCCAGGCCUUAUUGCUUUGACCGGAGGAUAUCGGAAAACACCAGUUAUGCAAAUAGGUGCCGAUAUUUACUGUGACUCCCGUCUUAUUGCAGAGGAGUUGGAGAAGCGACACCCAUUCCCUAGCUUGUUCCCAGGCAACUCAAAGGGCCUGUGCUUGGGCCUAUCUGGUUGGAGCGAUGAAAACUUCCAUACCGCCAGCUCCGGACUUAUUAUUGCAGUUCUCAAAUCAACAUUCCCACCGGACCUGAUGGCCGACCGUGAGAAGUUUUUUAAAGGGUUUAUAGACGUCCAGAAUCUUGAGGAUGAAAUACCUCAUCUGAAAGUUCAAUUGCGUGCAUAUGCAAGCCUCGUUGAGGAACAGCUGAGCGAUGGACGCGCAUUCUGGUUGGGGUCAGAACCAAGUUUGGCAGACUUUCAUGCCUACGUUGAACUCUGGGCGGCACGAAUGCAUCUCCCUUUCGCACAAGACCUGCUUAAAGCAUUUCACAUGAUGUCAGAGUGGGAGAAGAGAGUGAAAGCAAUCGGCCAUGGGGAGAGACAAGAGGCUGGUAUAGCAGAGGCGCAUGACCUUGCACGGCACAGUGUGCCUCUCCCAGGUGCUGGCAUAGAUCCAGAAGAUACGCUCGGGCUCAUUGACGAAGAUAUAGUAACAGUGACUCCUGCUGAUUACGGGAAAGACCCUGUUACUGGACGCCUUGUAACCUUGACGGUACGCGAGGUUGCGGUUGCGCGAGAUGAUCCUAUUGCUGGACAGGUUGUAGUACACUUCCCACGGAUUGGCUACCGUGUUUCUUGCCACAUGAGCCCUGAGAUAAGAAGAUAG